AUGCCUCAUGAAAAAUGUUAUAUCCCCUAUCCAUAUACAAAGCCUUGGUUUUUCUCGAAUUUGUGGGCUCAACGAGCGCGUUAUGCGACCUCUUUCAAACUCGAAUCAUGUACAGUUCAAACGAGUCGAUUCUGGAUUCGACCUGCCAUGUUCUCCCUUUCUCGUUCGUCCAAUUUGGUUAAAUGCGAUGUGCACACGCUUCCAAACGCGCCCCAUCCGUUCGCUCGUUCCGACCCGCCCAGCUCGUGCAAAAAUAACGGUCCCGACCUGUUUGAUGAACUCAGGUCCAUCAACCAAAAAUACCGGGCACAAAUACACACUAUGGAGACAUGGCUGAAAGAAAGCAAACAAGAUUUCGACGCGUUAGAAAGUGACCAUUUGACGCUCCUAACUCAGUUCAAACAAGCCAAAAAACUAUUCUACCAAAAAUCUCUAGAAACACUCGAACUUCAAGCAAGACUGUCCAAAAUCGUCUGCCGAUGCCAAGAAGCCAAGGCGUUCAGUUGCGAUAGACAAAUCUAUCAACAACCCAAGGAUGGGCACUCAAAAUCUCAAGUCCAGGCUCCUAUGUCCGUCCACAAUUCAAUGGAUUGUAUCAAAUUCUCCGAAGCAAGACUGGCAGAAAAACUUGAGGCAGAAGAUGCUCAGCUAGAAAGCCCAACAUCUAUACUGACACAACCUUACCAUGAAAGAGACGAAAAAAGAGAUUGGUUAGAAAAAUGUUUGAUAGAGUCACAGCUGACACUCGCGCAGACCAAAAAAGCAUUCGAAGAAUCUGUAAAAAAAGUGUCGAUGUUACAGAAUGCCCUCCUAGAAGCAAUGCUGGAAAUAGCUAAGUUGAGGAGACAACUUUCAUUGCCGGAAAUGCCAAGUCUACUUGUUUCGCCUCUAAAUAUAAAGACCGCUUCUUGCUCAGACCAAACUUCAGAAUGUUCAUUCAAUUUGCUAUCUACCGACAAAACCGCCUCUGCAAAUCUGAGAUUCGAACCGUAUCGAAAAAUUCAAAAACUAAUCGGCCAUCAAAUGCAUAUACCCACAGCAAAUUCAAAAGACAUCUGCACCAAUACGCCAGAAGCUCAAAACACUUACCUACAGAUCAUCUCUAUCUACCAUUUUAUAACCGCCUUGUUCGAAACGCUGGGAUUCAACCAAAAUGAAAUCCCCUUGUUGGAAUCGACGCUUUCAAAAAGAACUCCACUUACAGAUUCUAUUAUCUUUGUCGAUAAACCUAAUCAAUUAUUCCAAAAAGAUCAAGCAAUCCCUCACUUUUUCCCUCUCUUCUUUCACCGUAGCCAAUUCAAUAGCGAAAAUGUUCCCAAGUCUCUAAAAAAUUCUGUGCGGUCAAAACGCGCCCAAAAAGAUUGUGCUACUGCCAAUUUCGACAUCCACUCACCGUCAAUAAAAAACCAAAAUGCAUUCGUCCGACAUACUUGUUGGCACGACCGCCAUUCCAAUACCAAUCAAAACUUGGCCAGCUGCUCUAAAACACCUUUCUUGGCCGAAGUUAUAUCCAUUUAUAGGCAUGUACUGACGCCACAACUGGCCUUCUCGGAACAAAAAUCAGACCCCUUACAUAACACUUCGCGCCCCAUAAAAAAUCGUCAGGAAUUCCACUUUCGCUGCCUGCGCCUUUUGCUCGUGUUGAAGUACUUCCAAAACUUCGAAAAAUCUGUCUUAGAAAACUAUCAAACUUUGCAAUUUCACCAUGGCCACUCUUUCAUUCGUGUCUAUUCAUGUUUGUUCGGAUGCAUUGUAGCACUUAUAAUGAUGUUUUUUGCGACCUUCUCUGGAUCCAUGUGGUCGGCCAUGAAUACCAACAAUCGUUAUUGCAGUUGA
Schistocerca gregaria is the source of this 1836-nucleotide messenger RNA. RefSeq lists its product as uncharacterized. Bases 1 to 1836 code for a protein of 611 amino acids. Lineage: Eukaryota; Metazoa; Arthropoda; Insecta; Orthoptera; Acrididae. The transcript has 2 exons. The record is from RefSeq and is a predicted model, not a curated record.